Molecule: messenger RNA, 774 nt
Organism: Ilex paraguariensis (yerba mate)
Lineage: Eukaryota; Viridiplantae; Streptophyta; Magnoliopsida; Aquifoliales; Aquifoliaceae
Source: the annotation of a GenBank genome assembly
AUGGAGCGAGUUCAAAUCGAAUUCAGUGGAAUCCAAAAAGUGACUGGAGAUCCUCUCCCUUUUGCAAGAAGGUACUCUCUUUCUUCUGUAUUCUCUGUUUGUGGGUGUGUGACUGUGCUGUUGUCAUUACUGUUUUAUGAAUAUCUGUUUGUUUUUGAAACUGCUUUUGCUAUUUCGGGUGGCCCAUGCUUUAAUAGCUAUCAGUUGGAAGCUUUGGAGAAAGCAAUUAAGCAGAACACAAUUGUGUUCUUGGAGACCGGUUCCGGGAAGACUCUGAUUGCUAUUAUGCUUCUGCGUAGCUAUGCGUACCUUCUCCGCAAGCCAUUGCCAUAUAUUGCAGUUUUCUUGGUCCCGACUGUUGUUUUGGUCACUCAACAAGCUGAAGCUGUGAAAAUGAACACUGAUUUGAAAGUGGGCAAGUACUGGGGAGAAAUGGGAGUUGACUACUGGGAUGCUGCUACAUGGAAGCAGCAACGGGAUGAGUAUGAGGUGUUGGUAAUGACGCCUGCUAUCUUACUUGAUGCUUUGAGGCGUAGCUUUUUGAAACUUGACAUGAUAAAGGUCCUGAUAUUCGAUGAAUGCCAUAAUGCGAGAGGUAGACACCCAUAUGCCUGCAUUAUGAUGGAAUUCUAUCACCGUCAGUUAGCUUCAAAUCAUUCUCAGCUUCCUAGAAUAUUCGGGAUGACUGCUUCCCCCAUAAAAGCAAAAGGUUCAAGCUCAGGAUCGAACUACUGGAAACAGAUUAGUGAACUUGAGAAUCUUAUGAAUUCUAAG